AUCACACACACACACACACACACACACACACACACACACACACACACACACACACACACACACACACACACACACACACACACACACACACACACACACACACACACACACACACGGAAAGUCGCGUACCAAUGGCAGCGCAAGCUGAAAGCGAGGACGCAGGGAGGGGCGGAGACUACAGCCCCCAAAAUCCCCUGCGGCGCCUCCCGCCCUGGCGUCAGUCUCCUAGGCAAUCCCGGUAAAUAAGAUGGCGACCUCCGGGAGAGAUCCCCAGUUGCCGAAGCCUUCCUGUCUCCAGGGAGCCGUGAGCAGUUCACGAACUGGAGCCCAGUCGAAACUGCUGCACUCAGAAAAGGAACGUCAGUUUCUCUGGUCUCCUUUUCCCAUGGGGCAGAGACCUAAAAAUACUUUCCGCAAAACCUCCUCCGACCUACUGCAGCAGCUCAUUCACUGCUAUCAAGAGUCGGACGUGGACAGAGAUUACGAUGACCAGGAAGAGGGCGAGGGAGAGGGCGAGGGCAAAGUGGAGUUCGAGGAGUCUUCAGAGUCCGAAAUGCUGAAGUUUGAGGGAGAAUUUGAUGGGGUCCUGAGACAGGAGGUCGUGGCUGAGAAACUCUACAAACUGGGGCGCUCAGGCUCUGGGACUGAGCAGGUCUACCUCAGUCUGACUUUAUCAGGUCUUGAUUUAAUUGACAUUAGCAUCCUCUGUGGAUACAUUCACCUGCAGAAGUUGGAUCUUUCAGUAAAUAAAAUUGAAGAUUUGUCUUGUGUGAGCUGUAUGCCUUAUCUUCUAGAACUUAAUGCUUCUCAGAAUAAACUGACGACAUUCUUCAAUUUCAAGCCACCCAAAAAUCUCAAGAAGGUGGAUUUUUCCUACAACCAGAUUUCAGAAAUGUGUGAUUUGUCGGCAUAUGAGUCUCUCACGAAACUAAUUUUGGACAGCAAUGAGAUAGCUGAAAUCAACGGACUAGAGCUGUGUAGCAGUCUUACCCACCUUAGUUUGGCCAAGAACAAGAUCACAACCAUUAAUGGCUUAGGAAUGUUACCUAUCAAAAUACUUUGUCUGAUUGCUGAGCUGGGUGAAAUAGAAUACAUUGAAAACCUACGUCUCCUUCGAGUUCUCAAUCUUCUAAGAAAUCCAAUUCGGGAAGAAUCUGACUAUUAUUCCUUCGUGAUUUUUAUGCUACUUCGAUUAACAGAAUUAGAUCAGAAGAAGAUAAGAGUGGAAGAAAAGGUCGCGGCAGUGAACAAAUACAACCCUCCCCCAGAAGUGGCCGCAGCCCAAGAUCACAUGACCCAUGUUUUCAACAGCCUGAUGCAGCCACAGAGGAUCUUUGACAGCACCCUUCCUAGUCUGGAUGCCCCUUAUCCCAUGUUGGUAUUAGCUGGUCCUCAAGCAUGUGGUAAACAAGAACUCGCUCACCGCCUCUGCAGACAGUUCAGCACUUACUUCAGAUACGGGGCCUGUCACACCACAAGACGGCCGUACUUUGGAGAAGGGGAACGCGUUGAUUAUCAUUUUAUCUCUCAAGAAGUUUUUGAUGAAAUGCUAAACAUGGGGAAAUUUAUUCUAACCUUUAAUUAUGGUAAUCACAAGUAUGGAUUAAGUAGGGACACCAUAGAAGAUAUCGCAAGAGAUGGUUUAGCAAGCUGUGUUCAUAUGGAAAUAGAAGGUGUAAGAAGUUUAAAACAUUCCUAUUUUGAGCCUCGAUACAUCCUGGUGGUACCCAUGGACAAGAAAAAAUAUGAGGGCUACUUGAGGAGAAAAGGAUUAUUCAGUCGUAUAGAGAUUGAAUUUGCUGUCUCCAGAGUAGACCUUUAUAUUAAAAUUCAUCAGAAAUAUCCAGGAUAUUUUGAUGCAGUAAUCAAUGCAGAUGAUCUGGAUGUUGCCUACCAAACUCUGAGUCAGCUCAUUAGAGAAUACCUUGGAUUGUCGGAGGCAACUGCCAAGAGUUUGGCUCCAACCACAGCAGAUAUUAAGAAACCUCAGCUGAAACCUGAAAAGACUUUGAAGAAGUUUAGAGCUUCGAGUGAAUUUGAGUCCCUGGAUUUUGCAGACAGAAACUACUUUGUGAAAUUAUGGGCCAAACUUUCAGGCAAAAACAUACCAGCGGAAAGAGAGUCUAUGGCGAGACAGUAUGAGACAGCCCGGCAGGCCCUAAUGGGAAAGACACCUCCUCAUCACACAUCCCUGUUUCAAAGGGGUCUAGUACCAGCACCCGUCAUCGACAGUCUACCUUGUUUUACAGCUUUAGAACUAAAGAAAAGUUUCGAGCUUUAUGGAGGUUACUUUAAAACUCCCUUUGGACCUUCUGAAAAGAGUGGCAUGGAUUCCAGUGAUUCCAUGAAAUACUCUGCAUUAUUUGAAUCUUGUCCAUGGUCAAAAGACUUGCCUUUUCGGCCUCCGGAAGACAGAAUUUAUUCACACCCAGAAUCAACAAUAGGUGAUAUUGAGGAUCAGGCCCUAAAAGCACUACAUAAACAGGUAUUUCCAUGUGGAAAAGGGUCUCUCCAACACAGAAGACACAUGAUCUCAAGCAUCAGUCGCCCAGGUUCCAACACCAAACCCACCCUCCCUCCGAUCCCUCAGGGCCGCAAGUAGACCCGUACCUGACAUUUGAUCUUAACAUGGAAAACUUGCUCUGAUCAUGUCCAGUCCCUUUGUCUCCCCUGGCCAUGGAUCCUGGCUAUUCCUCACUCAACCAACUACCUACAAAAGAAUGUUCUAUAUGCCUUAAUUCUCUCAGUUUCUUUUGUGAUUCUCUGAAUAGUGUCUAUCUUUUUAAAAUGUAAGUUAUUCUUAGCUUUUAUAAAUGGAAUUUCAGUUUUUCCCACAGCUAUGAAUGAAUUUUCUAGCUGUUUCCUGCUCUGAAAUAUCAGAUGGCAAAAUCUCCCAAGAUCUCUGCCUUGCUACAUGCAUAGUGAUUGUGGGAUAAAGACAAUGAAGAUUGUGCUCUUAAAAUUUCAAUGCGUCCAUUUAUAGCAUUAGUGUAUACUUUACAGGAUUGAAAUAUUUUGUUCUUCUCAUUAUGAAAAAAUUAUGGAGUUCCAUUUAACUUCUGACCAACAUGAUACCUCAAAUUCCUUUAGCAAUAUGAAGAAAUAAAUCAGGUAUUUCUUUUAGUUCACCCUUUUUUGACUCUGAUUAUGAAAGGUUUAUAAGCAAUUUUCAUUGUCUUUGUGGUUUCACUUCCUGCCAUCUGCAGAAGAAAAAUUGAGCAGUUAUAGGCGAGGCUGGUGUUCGGCUGAUUUGUGUGAACGAGACUAUGCUGGUUGUUAAAACACUGAAAUGUACCCGUUUGGAUGGGUAAAUGGUCUUUCCUCUGAAUCCUCUGUGCAUGGUGAUUCAUGGGAACAAGAGCCUUCCCAUAGUACGGCACUAAUUGUUAAAUAUUUUAAAUAUCAAAAUACUCUAAUGCUUUCCUUUUUAAAAAAUAUCAAAACUUCCUUUGAUAAUCCCCUUUCCCGUAACUCAUAUUUGGAUGUAACACGAUUUGCUGUUGGCUCCUAUCUUCCACCUAGCCCUGUUCUCAGCAGGAGCUGGUUAAAGUUCUUUUCUUGGGGUGGGUAGGAGAGGCUGGGAGGGGGAAUGUGGAGGAGAGUACAAGGCUGAGCCGGAGAAGGGAGGCAAUGCUCUCUGGAAAAGUAGGGGUGCAGAGAGUGGGUUGCUGUGCCCCAAGGAUUCACCAGCAUCAUCUCAUCUUUUUAAAAGUUAUUAUAAAAUAUUUUAGACACAAGGGAAGAUAUAAAAAUAAUAGUUUCAAUUUCAAACAAUAUGGAAGAGAUGCUUUUAAAAAACAAUUUCUCCUACUAAGCACAGCUAAAAGCAUAGAAAUUAUAUAUAAAACAAAGGUAAGAUUGAGAGUUAGAAGGAAGAAGGCAGACCACCUGAGGACCCUGGGACCUGAGUAAUGACAUAAUGGUAAUUUCCCUGGGUCUCCUUUUGCCUUAGUUAUCCUAAACUGGGUGCUGGAGAAGCUAAAACCCCAAAACACUAAUGAUACAGACAACAAAUUUUCCAACAAAGAGCCUGCUCCUUCUAGCUAAAAGACUAGGAAAGGAGCAGACUAGCAACACAGAAACCUUUUAGACAAGGACUGCUUUACUCCAGCUAAAUACUGUGAAUAAAAUUCUGGCCCCAUCCUUUUUCUCACCCUUGUUAGCAAAGGCUUCCACACUUUUCUAGCUAUAACAAUGUUCCCCUUCUCUUCCCUGAUGUGAUAGUAUCAGGGAAAUUUUUGUGGAGAGCCAGGAUGUUUACCACCACCCAGUGUUAAUAAGAACCCCCUCUCAGAGUAUCAUUGAAGGCUACUUAGGGACCUAGACUGCCAUUCCUCACCUGGUAGUAAUGACGCACCUUUUCCCCUUCCCAUCAGGUGGUGUCAGAGGUCUUGUGGAGGUCCAGCACCUUCACCACUGACCUGUCUCCUUGCAGUGUCAAUGGAGGCCAUGUGAGGACCUAAACUUCCACACCCACUCAGCAUUAAUACAGCAUCAUUCCCACUUUUCCCAUCCUAAGUGUCAAGAGAGGCCAAGUGGAGAACUUAGACUUCUACCUCCACCUGGCAGUAAUGACUCAGUGCUCUCUCCCCAACUGGCAUGGUGUCAGAGAAGGUCAACUAAACAGAAGGUUUAAAUAAGAUCCAGAGUCUCAUACUAUCCAAAAUGUCUAAGAUAUAAUAAUAAAAAAAUACUUAACAAGAGUAAGGAAAACCUUAACUUAAAUGAGAAAAGUCAAUCAACAUAUGCCAACACAGAGGUGAAACAGAUCUUGGAAUUAUCUGACAAGGAUUUUAAAGCAGCUGUGAUGAAGAUGUUUCAACAAGCAAUUAUGCACAUGACUGAAACAACUGAAAAAGAGACACAAUCUUAGCAAAGAAAUAGUCUUGAAAAGAAAUAGAAGAUAUAAAGAAGAAACAAAUGGAACUUUUAGAACUGAAAUUGCAAUAACUGAAAUUUUAAAACUUACUGGAUGGACUCAACAGUAAAAUGGAGAGGUCAGAAGACAAAAAUCAGUGAACUCGAAGACAGAGCAAUUUUAGUUACCUAAUCUGAACAACAGAGAGACAAUAGACUGAAAAAUAAAAUGAGCUCCAAGGACAUGUAGGACUAUAUGAAAAGAUCUAAUGCUUAUGUCAUCAGAGAUCCAGAAGAACAAAAAAGAGUAUGGGGCUAAAAAAUUAUUACUGAAAAUUGCCCCAAUUUUGCAAAAGCCAAAACCCUACAAAUUCAAGAAGAUGAUGAAUCCCAGACAGGAAAAACCCAAAUAAAUCUGCAACAAGACACAUAAUCAAACUUUGUCAAAAAGACAAAGAAAAAUAUCUCAAAGCAGCAAGAGAGAAACAAUAUCUUAAUUAUAAGGAAAAAACAAAUCAAGUGAUAGCAUAUUUCUCAUCAGAAACUAUAAUACUGCCAGAAACCACAGAAAUGGAACAACAUUUUCUAGUCCUAAGAGAAAAAAACCUGUCAAUCUGGAAUUCUCUAUUCAGUAAAAAUGUCCUUCAGGAAUGAAGGAGGAAAUCAAGACAUUCUCAGGUGAAGGAAAACUAAGAGAAUAUAUUGACAGCAGACCUAGCCUAAAAGAAUGGCCCAAAAAAAAAAAAAUUCUUGAAACAGAAUGAAAAUGAUAAAAGAAGGUAAUUUGAAACAUAAAGAAAAAAGAACAGUGGAAAUAGUGAAAAUAUGGAUAAAUACAAUAGAAGUUCCUCCUCAUCUUGAGUUCUCUAAAUUAUGUUUGAUGGUUGAGCAAAAAUUAUAACGUUGUCUGAUGUGGUUCUUGAUAUAUGUAAAAGGUAUAUAUAAUUUAAGGCAAUUAUAAACAGGAGUAAAGGGACUUAAAAGGAGGUAAGCUUUCUACAUUUCACUCAAACGGUUAAAAUGUCAACACCGGGAGACAGUGAUAAGUCAUAUAUGAAUAAUAUAAUACCUAGGAUACCACUAAAAAAGCUACUUUGUGAGAUACACUCAAGAGCACUAUAGAUAAAUAAAAAUGGAAUUUUAAAAAUGUUCAAGUGACACGUAGGAAGUCAGGAAAUAGAAAACAGAGAACCAAAAAACUAAACAAAAUACCAAAAGCAGCCUUAAGCUCUACCAUACCAACAGUUACAUUAGAGUAAAUGGUCUAGAUACACCAAUUAAAAGGCAGAGGUUGGCAGAGGGGAUUAAAAAAACAUGACCAAGUUAUAUCAUUGCUACAAGAAAUUCACUUGAAACUUAACAACAUAGGUUGAAAAUAAAAGAAUGGAAAAGUGUUUGCAUAUAUCAUGCAACCAUUAUCAGAAGAAAGGAAGAGUGGUAAUAUUUGUAUCAGAUAAAGUAGGCUUCAGAGAAAAAAAAAUUACAAGAUAUAGAGAUACAUUAUAUAAGGAUAAAAGGGUCAGUCCACCAAGAAAACGUAACGUGAUUAACUAUGUAUGCGCUAAAGAACAGAACUACAAAACGUGAAGCAAAAACUGACAGAACCGAAAGGAGAAACAGUUGUAUAUUUCAACAUCUCUUUCUCAACAGUUGAUAGAACAAUUAGACAAAACCUCCGAGAGUAUAUAAUAAUUCAACAACAUCAUCAACCAGUAGGAUUUAAUUGACAUUUAUAGAACGUUCCAGUCCAGUGACAGCCCAAUAAACAUUCUUUUCAAGAGUGUUUCAUGAAUGUUCUCAUGGAACAUUAGCCAAGACAGACCAUACCCUGGACCAUGAAAGAAACCUAACAAAUUUAAAAGAAUUCAAAUCAUACAAAGUAUGUUCUCUGACCACAAUGGAAUCAAACUAGAAAUUAAUAACAGAUAAUAGAAAAGUCUCCAAACAUCUGGAAAUGAAACAACACAGUCUUAAAUAAUCUUUGGGCCUAGGAGAAUUAAAGAGAGAUCUAUGGUCUCAAGGGAAUUUAAAAAUACAUGAAACUAUAUGGUAGUUCUAUUUAUUACUCAGCUAUAAAAAGAAACAAAAUUGAGUUAUUUGUAGUGAGGUGGAUGGACCUAGAGUCUGUCAUACAGAGUGAAGUAAGUCAGAAAGAGAAAAACAAAUACCGUAUGCUAACACAUAUAUAUGGAAUCUAAAAAACAAAAAAAAAGGUCAUUAAGAACCUAGGGGCAGGAUGGGAAUAAAGAUGCAGACCUAUUAGAAAAUGGAUUUGAGGACACAGGGAGGGGGAAGGGUAAGCUGGGACAAAGUGAGAGUAUCAUGGACAUAUACACUACCAAAUGUAAAAUAGCUAGCUAGUGGGAAGCAGCUGCAUAGGACAGGGAGAUCAGCUCGUUGCUUUGUGACUACCUAGAGGGGUGGGGUAGGGAGGGUAGGAGGGAGGCUCAAGAGGGAGGGGAUAUGGGGAUAUAUGUAUGCAUAUAGCUGAUUCACUUUGUUAUAAGGCAGAAACUAACACACCAUUGUAAAGCAAUUAUACUCCAAUAAAGAUGUUAAAAAAAAAAAAAGAAACUGAAGAGGAGGAUUCUUAAAUCAAUAAGCUCCUACCUCAAGAACCUGGGAAAUAAAAAUAAACCCAAAAUAAGCAGAAAGAAACAACACAGAGCAAAAAUCAUUGAAAAUGAAAACAUAAAAGGAAUAGAGAAAAAGCAGUAAAACAAAAAGCUAGUUCUUAGAAAAGAUCAAUAAAAUUGACAACCUCUCUCUGGUUAAACUGACAGAAAAAAGAGAAGACACAAAUUACCAAUAUUAUAAGUGAAAUGGGAUGAAACUUCAGAUUCUGCAGGCAUCAAAAGGAUAAUAGGGAAUACUACAAACAAUUCUACACACACAAAUUUGACAACUUAGAUGGAAUGGACCAAUUCCUCAAAAACAAACUACCACAACUCACACAGUAUGAGAUAGAUCAUUUGAGUAACCCUAUAAAUAUUGAUGUAUUAUGGGAAUUGAAUAAUUAAAUUGAAUUAAAGUAUUCAUAAUUAUGAAAAAGAAAUCUCCAGGCCCAGAUGCUUUCACUGGAGAAUUUUACCAAAUGUUUACAAAAGAAUUCAUACCAAUUCUACAUAAUCUCUUUUAGAAAAUGAAAAAGGAAGGAACAGUUCCCAACUUAUUUUCUGAGGCAAAUAUUACUCUGAUACCAAAGUCAGACAGAUGGUACAAAAAAAGAAAACUGCAAACCAGUAUCACUCAUGAAUAGAUGCAAAAAAUCCUUUAAAAAUUUCAGCAAAUAAAAUUCAGCACUACAUAAAACGAAUUAUACACCAUGACCAAGUAGAGUUUAACCCAGAGAUGCUGAUUCACUAAUUGAAAUCAACCAAUGUAAUCUACCAUAAUAACAGGCAAAGAAGAAAAUUUACAUGAUCAGAUCAAUUAAUGCAGAAAAACUAUUUAACAAAGAUUAACACCCAUUCAUGAUAAAAAUCUAGGAAUAGAGACUUUCUUCUAUUUGAUAAAGACUUUGGUACAUGUCUCUAUCUCUAAACAAUAUACACUUUUGUUCACCAUGACUUUAAACUUUAUUUUAUACUGUAUAUAUUCAUCAAUUAACUUUUUCUCAACUUUAUGUUUAUGGGUUUAAUCCAUGAACAUUGUGUUGGUCUAGUUUUAAGGUUUCUCACUGCUGUGUACUAUUCCACUGUAAGAAUGUACCACAAUGUAUCCACUUUCCUCUUGAUGAAUGCUAAAUUUGUUUUCAGUUUUUUUUCUACUAUAAAAGGUGCAGCUGAAAAAAUUCUUCUAUAGGAGUGGAAUUGCUGUGUUAUAGGUAUACAAAUCUUUAACUUUACCAGAUAUUGGUUACUUUGCUAUGCCCUCACAAAUAUGUAAGAGUUUUUAUUUUUCUACAUCUUCAGCAACGAGUGGAAUUGACAAUCUUUUUAUUUCUAAUCCAAUAGCUGUUAAUGUAAACUCAUUGUGGUACUUUGGGUUUCUCCAAAGUUGAACUUUUUUUUUUUUUUUCUUGCAGUAAGCAGGCCUCUCUCACUGUGUGGCCUCUCCCGUUGUGGAGCACAGGCUCCGGACGCGCAGGCUCAGCGGCCAUGGCUCACGGGCCCAGCCGCUCCGUGGCAUGUGGGAUCUUCCCAGACCGGGGCACGAACCCAUGUCCCCUGCAUCGGCAGGCGGACUCUCAACCACUGCGCCACCAGGGAAGCCUGAAAGUUGAACAUUUUUUAUAAGAUUAGUGGCCAUUUAUGGCUCAUCUUCUGUGAGUUGCCUAUUUAUAUGUUUUGUCUAGUUUUAAAUUGGGUUAUUAUCUUUUUCUUACCAAUUUGCAGGAUUUAUUUAUAUAUUCUGGUUAUUAAUUCUUUAGUUAUAUGAAUUGCACAUCUUUUCAAAGGCUGUGUCUUUUCACCUUUUAAAAAUGUUAUAUUUUAAUGAGUAAAAGUUAUUAAUAUGGCCAAAUUUUUCAAACUUUUUCUUGAUAGCUUGUGCUUUUUUAUGUCUUAUGUGUUCCUUCCCUAUGCCAUAGUCAUAACUAUAGUCUCUUAGAUAUUAUUCUAAAUGCUUUGUACAAAAAAGUUUUGCCUUCCCAAUUUAGGUCUAUACUCUACCUGCAAUAGAGCUUUGUGUAUGCUCUGAGGUAGGACUUAAUUUUUUUCUAGUUGUUACACCUCUUUUUCUCUCUAAUCUGUAAGACCUUGUCUCUCAUAUUAUUUCUAUAAAUGUUUGGGUCUGUUUCUGGGUUCUCUGCUCUAUGUUACUGUUUUAUUUACUAUACAUUUAUAAUAAGACUUACAACCUGGUAGGACAAGUUAUGCCCUUUGGUUUUCUUCAAAAUUAUCAUGACUGUUAUUCACAUUUUGCUUUCCAAGUAAUUUUAGACAUUAUCAAACUUGCAAAUGCCUUAUUUAAAGUUAGUUAGAAUUACAUUUAGUUCAUAAAUUUGAGGAAGCUUGUUUUCUUUAUGAUAUUGAAUCUCCCCUUCUCUAAACAUGCUCCCUUUUGUACGUUUUCUUUAAUUCCUUUAAUAAAUUUGUAUACUUUUCUCCAUAAAGGAUAUAUGUAUCUUUAGUGAGGUUUAUUCCUAGGUACCUUUUAUUUUGGUUAUUUUAAGUGGAAUAUUCUUUAAGAUUAUAUUUUCUGUGACUGGUGUAUGGAAUGCAAUUCAUUUCUAUAAUUAUCAUGUGUAUUAUAUAUUCUGACAAUAUAUUUGCAGAUUAUUUCAGGAUUCCAUGCAAAUAUCAUAAAAAAUGACAAUUUUUCCCCCUUUCUUUACAUUCCUAUUAUUAUUCUGUUUUUAAAAUUUCAUUUCAUUAUUUUUUCUUUUAAAAACUUACCUGGAGAGAACUUCCAAUACAAUGUUGAGUAGAAACAAUGAUAGUGGACAUCCUUGUCUCACUUUUGAUUUUAAAAAGAAUAUUUCUAAUGUUUCACUGUUAAGUGUGAAAUUUGCUGUAGAUUUUUGGCAGAUAAUCUUUGGAAAAAAUUUUUCAUUUAAUUCCUGGCUUACCAUGAGUUUUACAAUGAAAGAGUAUUGAAAGGAAGGUGUUUUCUUUGUAGGGUACAAAAAUUUGAGGUAUAUAUUAAUUCAAUCAUAUUAUUGUAUUAUUUGAACUGUUAUUUUCUUUUUUUUUUAAAUUAAUUUAUUUUUGGCUGCACUGGGUCUUUGUUGCUGCACGUGGGCUUUCUUUAGUUGUGGUGAGUGGGGGCUACUCUUCGUUGAGGACUGCAGGCUCAUUGUGGUGGCUUCUCUUGUUGCUGAGCACGGGCUCUAGGUGCGGGGGCUUCGGUAGUUGUCGCACGCAGGCUCAGUAGUUGUGGCGCGCGGGCUCUAGAGCACAGACUCAGUAGUUGUGGCACAUGGGCUUAGUUUCUCUGCGGCCUGUGGGAUCUUCCCGGACCAGGGCUCGAACCCAUGUCCCCUGCGUUGGCAGGUGGAUUUUUAACCAUUGUGCCACCAGGGAAGUCCCCGAACUGUUAUUUUCUUAGUUUGUUUUUUUUUUUCUACUUACUCAUACUGAAAUGUUAAAAAAAACACCCUCUCACUAUGAUUGGGUUUCCCUCCCCUUCCCUCCCCUCCCCUCCCCUCCCCUUCCCUUCCUUUCCCUUCCCUUUCCUCCUUCCUUCUUUCCUUUCUUCUUUCUCCUUCCUCCCUUCCCAGAUUACCUGCUGACUGUGGAAAAGUUAGUGGUACAUAGAAAACAUGCUUACCGGGCCUUCCCUGGUGGUGCAGUGGUUAAGAAUCCACCUGCCAAUGCAGGGGAUAUGGGUUCGAGCCCUGGUCUGGGAAGAUCCCACAUGCCUCGGAGCAACUAAGCCCGUGCACCACAAUUACUGAGCCUGCCCUCUAGAGCCCACGAGCCACAACUACUGAGACCAUGCACCACAGCUGCUGAAGCCUGUGCACCCCAGAGCCCGUGCUCUGCAACAAGAGAAGCCACCGCAAUGAGAAGCCCGUGCACCACAAUGAAGACCCAACGCAGCAAAAAAAAAAAAAAAAAAAAAAAAGCAUGCUUACAGAAGCAUCAAAAGUAAACAUCACACAAAUUUUAAAAAAAGCAGUAGGGUAGUGAUUUUAUAAUCAGACAAAAUAAGAGGUCAAGAUGAAAAUCAUUAAAUGAUACAUAAAACACCCUUUUACAUUAAAACAGGUGCAUCCCAUUACAAAGGUAUAACAGUCAUGAACGCUUAGGAAUUGGAUCAUAUAACAUCAAAGUAUAUAAAGCAAAAAAAUGUUAGAAAUGUAAAUUGCUUUCUAUCUAAAGUGCUCUCAUCCAUAAACCUAGGAUUAUAACAGGAUUGCCUGUUAGGAUUUUUUUUGAUGAUUAAGCUGGAUGAUGUGUGUAUGUAGUGAGUACAAAUACCUCAGGCCACAAACUCUUAAUUUUAAGCUCAAAUCCAAAGUGAAAGAAAUUUAAUCUUAUUCCCUAUCAAUUCAGGACAAUCUCAAUCAAUUCUGUUGCCUCUCUCUUGCUUUUAACCUGGGAUUUCAUCCAACUUCUAAGGGUUUACGGAGUUUUAAGGCAUCAGCGGGAGGCAUCUGGUUCCUGCACUAAUGAGAAAUUCUUGGGUCUUGCCUACUCUCCAGGGACCAUGCCUAUAGCUGCUGACACAUCCCUAUUAUUUUGACCACUCCAGGUAUGUUGACUUUUUGUUUUUAAUGUAACUUUGAUUCUCUUUGUGAAAGCACAUAAGAAACCAACUGCUCUGCUGUGCCAGUCUGGGUCAAGGGGUCUGUCUUAGUCCCUCUCUGCCUUGACACCCUUGCAGUCUUCUUUCUUUGCUGAGUUCCCAGAACAUGGAUAUAUUGGGAGCUCAGUCAGCUGGCUGCCUGGUAGAGCUCCGUAUGGGAAGCCAAACAGUGGACCCCUGCUCUUCAGGUCCCACAUUCAAGUAAGAUUUCUAUUGUAUCCUAGACCUUGAAGUUAUCUGUGGAGUAAUGGUUCUCAACUGGAUUGGCAAAUCACUCUUUCCGUAAGUUUAAAAAACACCAGUGUCCAGGCUCCAUCCCAAGCCAAUUAAAUAAGGAUCUGUGGGGAUGGGGGCUAAGGCAUUGUAUUUUUUUAAAGUUCCCAGAGUGAUUCAAUUGGAUAGCCAGGAUCAAGAGCCACUGCUCCUGGAAGAUAGAGUGGGGGCUUUUCUAGAAUGAUUUUAUCGAUUUUUUUGUUGUUGUUGUCUUCAGCAGAUGACUGACCAUCUCACCACACCCUUAUUAGCAUAAACUAUAUUAUAAUUUUUUAAUGUUUAUAUUUUUUAAUUUUUAUUUUAUUGAAGUAUAGUUGACUUACAAUGUUUUAGGUGUGCAGCAAAGUGAUUCAGUUGUACAUAUGUAUAAAAAUAUAUGUAUUCUUUUUCAGAUUCUUUUCUAUUAUAGGUCAUUACAAGAUAUUGAAUAUAGUUCCCUGUGCUAUACAGUAAGUCCUCAUCAUUUCUUUUAUAUAUAGUAGUAUGUAUCUGUUAAUCCCAAAUUCCAAAUUUAUCCCACCCCCCAACUUUCCCCUUUGGUAACCAUAAAUUUGUUUUCUAUGUCUGAGUCUAUUUCUGUUUUGUAAAUAAGUUUAUUUGUAUCAUUUUUUUUUAGAUUCCACAUAUAAAUUGUAUCAUAUGAUAUUUGUCUUUGACUUACUUCACGUAGUGCAAUAAUCUCUAUAGGUCCAUCCACGUUGCUGCAAAUGGCAUUCUUUCUUUUUUUUAUGGCUGAGUAGCAUUCCAUUGUAUGUACGUACCACAUCUUUAUCCAUUCAUCUGUUGAUGAACAUUUAGAUUGCUUCCAUGUCUUGGCUAUUGUAAACAGUGCUGCUUUGAACAUUGGGGUACAUGCAUCUUUUUGAAUUAGAGUUUUCUCCGGAUAUAUGCCCAGGAGUGGGAUUGCUGGAUAACAUGGUAACUCUAUUUUAGUUUUUUAAGAAACUUCCAUACUGUUCUGCAUAGAGGCUGCACCAGUUUACACUCCCACAUAAUUGUUUAUCAUUACUAAUUUGAUAGUUGAAAAAUGCUAUUUUAUUGAUUAGGUUUAAUGUUUCUCAUAUGCUUAUUUUUUAUUAGUAUUUCCAUCUUAGUGAACUGUUGGUUCAUAUCUUUAUUACAUUUUUAUCCUGGGAUGUCAGUGUUUUAUAUUUUUGUGAGAGCUUUGUCUAUUAAAUAUUAAGUAUGGGGUCCCCAUUUGUUUUAAAUAUCCAUCCCAAUUUGUCAUUGGUCUGUAUUUAUUUUAAAUAGAGAAGAUUUAUUUUAAAUAGAGAAGAUUUUAACUCUGUGUUUUCUUAUAAAGCGUUUGCUUAUGUAUGAUCAUGAAAUCUAUUCUCUAAAAGCAGUGCUUGUCCAAUAGAGCUUUCGGUGAUGAUGGAAAUAUGUAAAAAUAUCUACAUUGUCCAGUAUGACUGAGGAGCUGAAUUUUUAAUUUUACAUACUUUUAAUUAAUUUAGAUGUGAAUAACUACAUGUUACUAGUGGCUACUACAUUGAACAGUACAAUUCUAAAGGGUUUAUCUUCAUAGUCUUGGGAUUUUUUUUUUUUUUUUGGCUGACAGUUAUUUUGAGAGUUCUUUUAUAAGUUCUAGUUUUGGUGGAUUAUAAUGAAGAAAUGAAAAUAUGGCUUUUGUAAUUUAUAUUUUUUAAACUUAUGCCUUGGCAUGUGCUGAAUUUUAAAAAAUCAUCAAUGGGAUUGAAAAGAAAGUCUAUGGUAUAAAAUUUUGCUACAUCUACUAAUUCAAUUUUUCUAAUUACAUUAUUAAAACUAUCUACAUAUAUCCUCUUUUUUUUC
Messenger RNA from Orcinus orca (killer whale), 14118 nucleotides. It is a transcript of the gene LRGUK, whose product is annotated as leucine rich repeats and guanylate kinase domain containing. The transcript is spliced from 19 exons. Gene Ontology annotation, molecular function: protein binding; GMP kinase activity. NCBI's taxonomy places the organism in Eukaryota, Metazoa, Chordata, Mammalia, Artiodactyla, Delphinidae. The record is from RefSeq and is a predicted model, not a curated record. Gene Ontology annotation, cellular component: cytosol. The coding region runs from base 248 to 2602 and encodes 784 amino acids.